Molecule: messenger RNA, 3243 nt
Organism: Thermothielavioides terrestris NRRL 8126
Lineage: Eukaryota; Fungi; Ascomycota; Sordariomycetes; Sordariales; Chaetomiaceae
Exons: 2
Cellular component (GO): cytoplasm
Source: RefSeq, a predicted model, not a curated record
CGCCCAGCUGCGACGACGACUCAACAAAGACACUCGCUUGCACCCGACCGAAUUCCUUCUUGUGCUUCUCACAGUCUUGUUGGGCUUGAGUCUCAGCUUGGUUAACCUUUCUGGCUGAGAAACAAACCCAGAAUACUCGACCGCGACGCCGUACAACGAGGUUGUUCGCCAACCUUCCUCUCUCGCUCAUUCUUUUUUUCGGCUUGUCGAUAAAAAUAGCUGCUGAUGAGACCGUCUGCGCUGCUGUCGCCUUCCCGUUCCCUCGCUUUUCCGUCUGUUGAUCGACCCUCCGAGUCAAGAUGGUGAAGCUGGAUUACGACCGAGAUUACUAUGCAGAUCUCGAACUGCCGCCAACGGCGGACGCUGCCGAAGUCAAGAAGCAGUUCAAAAAGCUAGCCCUGAAAUGGCACCCCGACCGCAACCCGGGGAGGGAAGAAGCCGCUAAGGAGAAGUUCCUGAUCAUCCAGGCCGCCCACGAAAUCCUCUCCGAUCCUAUCAGCAAGAACAAAUUCGAUGCCCAUCGUCAGCGGACUUCGAGGUAUCCCGCCGCUUCUGGGGUGAGGGGCAACCCUUGGCAGUACACCACGCAGGAAGUAAACCAGCGGUAUGGGGCUCCGCCGAGACGUCCUCCGAUGCCCACCCGCCAGCCUCCGCCAAAGGCAGCGCCGACGUCGCAAUGGAACUGGGCCCAGUCGGCCAAAAUGAGGACGGAGAGCGCCAGAGCUAAUAUGGAUGCGUGGGACCGGGCGCGGCCACAAACCAAACCAUCGCAGCCAACCACUGCACCUGGCGGUACCGACGCUGGCGCCGCGGGCGCUGCCCGUGCUUCCAAGCCCAGGGAGCCGCCAAUCCCGCGGACCGCAGCACAAGCCAGGCGGCAGGAAGCAGCGUUUGGGACCAGGAAGUCCGGAUAUGCCCCUGCGUCGCCUGCCGGAGACGAACCUCCUGUCAAGAACCAGCACUACAACACUGGCGCCUACACCGCCCAAGGGGCGGGCGCGACGCAAACGAGCAAACCCAAACCAGCAUCUGCGUUCGUCGAUCCACUGAGCGCCCAGUUCAUGGAGACGUUUCUGGACAGCCGUCAGCGCACGCCGUAUGCCGCUAAUGUCGGCGAGAAGACAAACCCCUUCGAGCCGCUCAACAUCCACCGGGCUAAGAGCAUGAGAGACGGGACGCGGCGGCCCCAAGACGGCGCUGACGAGGCACCCCCCACGCCGCCACCUCGACAGCGGAGUGCCAGUGUCGGCUCGGAUAACCUCAAGCGGUCGACGAGCGAAAAGCCAUCCUUCAAUGAGCCCAGUACGAAACCGGCCUUCCCCUUCCAGUCACGGGCAAGGGAACGGUAUAGUCCUCACGGCCCUGACGCCAACUCUGCCCCCCCAACGGCCACGUUCCCGGCUUCCAACAGCACCGCUCCCCCGGUCAACAGCAGGGCCAACGGUGCAACGGUUGAGGGCGUCGCAGCAGGACAAGCGCAGAAUGGCACCAAAGUGUAUGACUUUCCCUCCUAUGCCAAUCCUCCUAGAUCCUAUCCAGCUCCGCCUCUCCGUACAGGCGUCCAAACCUCCCAUCAGAAUGUCCGUGUUGGUGUGGGUUUGACUCCUACGAAGAGGUUCGACUUCCCAGCCUACAAGAGCGCAGAGGGCGCCAGCCCGGCUCCCAGUGGAGAGACUCGAAGCCCAGGCGCCAAUCCUUUCGAGGCGAAACUGCUUGCUCAAUUGCAACAGCUUCUGGGCAGAGCUCGACCAUCGCCGCCUGUCGGCGAUCCCCUACCGAGGGAGAAGAAGGACUAUCUGUCUAGCAAGCACGCUAACGGCAAUCGUAAUGUUAGCUUUUCGGUUCCGGACGACGACCUUGACUCGCCAGCCCCGCACGCUCGCUUCACCCGAAACAGUGCCGAUAAUAUCAACACGCGGUUUGUGGCGGAGGAGAAGAGCGGCGCUAGCUUCGAGUUCAGCGCGGGAGCAACGACGUCGACGGAUCAUGACGGCUUUCUCCGAGCGAAGCAGCGGGCUCGAACACAGCAAUCACCGCUUCGCAACCAAUUCACGCCGUCGGCCGAGCCAAGUAGCGGUGCUCCACAACCCGAGACUGGCAAGAAGCACGGGGAAUUUGUGGCGGAAGAGUGGAAGGAGGCAUUUGGGCCUCACAUUUUCGAGCCCCCGCAAGCCAACAAGGCGUCAACGUCGCCCACGCGACCCAUCCGACCGAUCAAGAAGCCGCGGCCGGUACGGAUGACCGCCGGCACGGCAGGAAUGGUGGAAGAGGAGGAGACCAGCGGCGAGGAAAAGGGCAAGCCGGGCUCUCGAACCAGCGGCAUUGACGGAUCUAGGAGUCCGAAUGCUAUGGACAUUGAUAGUACCCCACCCCCCGAGCCCUCGGCCGCGCAACAAGCCAACGGCCCGCGGAACAUUAACAUCGAGCCGACGAAGCCGGAGUGGCGAGCGGGCAAUGCUAACGGGAUCAAUGCCGAGCCCGAGCCCAGGCCGGGGCCAGGCACGGGCACGGGUACGGGCACGGCCCCGGCCCCUGCCCCGGCCCCUACCCCGGCCCCGAAGGUGCCAACGCCGAACCCCAACGCGGCCGGAUCCGAAGACAGCGAAGAAUUCUUCCGGCCCCUGUUCUCCGAGUUCCGCAACGUCGAGCCGUUCGCGCAGAAGCCCACCGGCCUCGGCUCGUUCGCCGACCUCAGCGCCAACCUGCCCUUCCCCAGCCGGGCGUCCGCCAAGGUGCCCCUCGCGCCCGAGAAGCCUCGGCAGCUCGACAUACCGGCGCCGCCGACGGCGCCGCGCGCGCCGGCCAGCCUCUGCAUCCCGGGGACCAAGGCCAGCGCGCCGGCGUGGACGACGUACGUGCGCGAGUUCGAGGCCUACGUCGCCCUGUGGCUCGACUUCAACCGGCGGGUGACGGACCACUUCGCGGCGCGGCAGCGGGCGCACGAGCGCAAGGGCCUCGCGUGGCUCGACGCGCAGGGCGACGCCGGCGUGCUCGAGUACCUGCGCGCGCUCGAGGAGGACAAGAUCGUGCGGCAGCGGUGGAUGGCGGCCUGCGAGGCCCACGAGCUGCACUUUCGCGAGUUCAUGGGCUGGCGCGAGCGCAUGCUCGGCGGGCUCAACGGAGCUGGUCUGAACUAAUUGAACUAACUGAACUGAGCGGAUUUCGGACUAGACGGGAAUGGACUAUUGGAGUGGACUGGUUGAGUUGGCUUGGGUUGCGGCUGGGCUGGGCUGGGUUGGGAGA